AUGAAACGUUCUUGUUCAGUUUUUACUACAUCAACUAAUAACAAUUUUGAUUGUAAUAAUCUUGUUGGUAGUCGAAAAAGAGGUGUUAAUUCUGUUAGGGUAAGUAUUAGACAUCUCUUUAUAAAGGUUAUCAACGGAAGGUUCUAGAACACUUUGGAAUUUUUCAAUAAAGUUUAGAAAAAUUGGCGGAAGACUUUUGCAAGCACCUAAUACUUCGAAAAUAUGAUACGGUAGAACAAUUUAAUCAAAAGCUUAUUUUUUAAACUUUUUUUUAUAAAAUUAUCUUUUCAGUUCGAAUCAAACACAAACUUCCAACCAAAACGUCGACCUCAACCUAUACCAAAGCCACAGUAUGAGAGUGUUCCCUUUAUCUGCUUACGAUUUUUUGCCUUUUUAUUUGGAUUCCUAUGUCGUCCACUAUAUAUGUUGAUCAUCAUAGCCUACGCCAACUUCUCUUCAGAUCUUGACUUGUUUGCCAUUGGUUUUGGAUUGACUUUUAACAUGAUAUGUAUAGCAUUGGCAUGGCAUUUUGGGAGGAAAUGGGGGACGGUUGCUUGCAUGGUUUUUGAGGUAUGGAUAAAAUAUUUAUGUUUUUACUAUGGCAUCUUUUAUAUGUUCUUCUGUUGAAAUUUUAGGUAACACUAAUGUACAAUAUCACCAAACUCACCUGCACAAUGUUAACCAACCUUAUACAAAGCCUUUUGCAUUCAGUAUCUAGUAACAAGUACCCAGACUUUCUAAAAAGAUACCACAUCUACGAUCAGAUACCCCUACUAGCUACUUUUAUAUUCUUCUUGGUUUAUCAACUACAACUAUUCAUAGUACUAUGCAAAUCUCUAAAGAAUGUGCCAUUAUUUCCGAAACGCCCAAAAACCAAGUUUUAUCAUUAUUUUCGAAAAAUUGAAAAGUACACCACCUUCUUUGGCCCAAUUGUAAUGCUAUUACUGACAUGUAUAAUAUUAGCCCACCUAUUUAGUCUAGAAACCUGUGGGCAUGGCAAGAAAUGUGACGGUAAUGUAAUAAUGACCAAGACCUACUACAACUCAAAGCCAGCUGAGGUAAAUGCUUUGAGAGAUCGAGUUACGGCCAUGAAGAUGUUGACUAGCUACAUGACUCGAGGAAGCUACAAUAUCAACUUUGAUGAAGUGCCGUUAAAAAGUGGAUUAAAGUUUACUGAAGACAAAGUUAGAUGGGAUGUGCUACAGGGAUAUAACAAGAAUCCGAAGCGGAACCAGACCAUUCUUUUUGGUCCUAUUUAUUAA
Molecule: messenger RNA, 1262 nt
Organism: Bursaphelenchus okinawaensis
Lineage: Eukaryota; Metazoa; Nematoda; Chromadorea; Rhabditida; Aphelenchoididae
Source: the annotation of a GenBank genome assembly